This is a messenger RNA of Dibothriocephalus latus, 270 nucleotides long. The record is from the annotation of a GenBank genome assembly. Lineage: Eukaryota; Metazoa; Platyhelminthes; Cestoda; Diphyllobothriidea; Diphyllobothriidae.
AUGGGCAGCGCCGGUCUGGCCGUCACCCUGGUGACUGCAGAGGAGCUGCGUCGCGAUCCUCACUUGCAACAGGUAGCCAGAGGUGUCUGCACGCUGAUCAGUCAGGGCGACUCCCCGGACUCUCUUCCGUCUGAAUUAAUCAAAGCCGUGAAGUGGCGCAAGGGUCAAGAUGUGGAAGAUGCACCAACCUCUUUCAGGCGACAGGUCCCCUGCCCGCCCUCGCGACUGAAUUCGUUUAGACAUAAACGGUCCUAUGGCCAGGGGACUUAG